AUGAGGAGGCGCGACGCGCCUUCGCCGAGGAUGUCAUCCUGGGACGCUGCCGUCAGCGAGGACGCGCUGGCGACGUUCCCGGCAGGCGCCGGCGACGAGGGCGGAGAGCAGAUAGCAAAGCCGAAGGUCACAGCCUUCUGCCCGAUCGAGAACCUCUGGGUGCGCCAGACGGUGCGCCUGAGCAUCUACGUGCUCAGUGUAGAGGGCCUCGAUAACUUCAACGCUGGCCUGCUGGGGCAGCGGAGGGUCCAGCAUCCCUUCGUGGUGGUUUCGACGGAUGGUCAGGAGCAGAGGCUUCCAAACAUCGGGGCGGAGAUGAUCCACUCCUCAGAGGGUGUCGGCUCCCUCGAUUUCUACCAGUGGUGCACCAUGACGCUGACUCUGCCCGGGCCCUCCCUGCUGAGGCUCGAGGUGCGAGACAUGGGCGUGUUCGGUCGAGAGAGAGUCCUGGGUCAGACCAGCAUCGACGUCGAGGACCGCUGGCUGGCGCUGGCAGAGGUUGACCUUGUUCGGGGCACCACGAAGGCGGGCAUCGCUUCCGAGGUCAUGCCAACGAGCGAGAUACAGACGUCCAGGCCCCCACUCGAGCAGAGGUGGAUGACCAAGUCUGAUAUGCGGAAAGCGGUCUCGAAGCGGUGGCCCUGGCGCAAUCCUGAUGAUGCCACAAGCCUCCGCGCCUCCUGGAACAGUCAGCUAACCAUCCGCCCCGCCAUGCGACCCCCGGCGCGCUCACCAAUGGAGUCACGAAUGCUCAUGAUCGACGACCCCAGCACUGGUAUCAGACGGUCAGUCGGCAAAUUACGGUACAUCAUCGACAUGCUGCCUGGCAACGUUCAUGCGAAGCCACCUGAGGCGAUGACGCUGAAGAAGUUCCCGUUCCACAUCAUGAUCAAGGUCUGGGGUGUCAAUGGGAUCGGCAUUUGGCGCGACGCGUGGGCGGAGCGGAACGACGUCAAGGUGAGGGGCACCCUGGUGGUGGAUGAUCUGAACGGCACCCGAACGCUGCAUCACCGAGAAACGGACACCCACCAGAUGGCAACCAAGGAAGCGAGCUUCAAUCAGAAGUGGACGUUCGCUCUGGAGGCGCCCGUGGCCGCCGUCUCCCUCGUGCUGAGGCUCGUCGAUGUGGACACCGGGGGCCUCAGGGAGGACCUAAUCUACAAGAAGGAGGUCCUGGCCUUGGACCAUGCGGUCCUCCUCUGCUGGAGGAACACGAUGCACGCCAUGCCGCUGCCUGGGGAGUUCUUCCAGGAGGUGCUGUUCGCGUCUUGGCCGCCAGACCUCGCCGACGAGCCCGUGGGCGCCUGGUGCUGGCUCUGCGGGUGCUGCGGGUGCCCCCGCCGCGGCCACUCGGACCGCCUAACCAGCGAGGGCCUCGUGAGGUUUUGGGAGCGGCACUGCCGCUGCUGCCCCCAGCGCUGCGGCAGGCUCGUGAGGAGGCAAGCGCCGGCGCUCUGCUGCAACCGCUACCGGCGACGCUGGCAGGCCGGCGGGGAGCGGGGGCCUCCGAAGCCGGCGCGGCUGGCCCUGUCGGUGGAGGUCAAGCACUCCGACGGCACGCAGCCGACGGAGGAGUCCGAGCAGUUCCGCGAGCCAAAGGGCCGAAUAACCUUUCAGGAGGCGAUAAGCGACCCGUUCAGCACCUUCAAGCGGGUCAUCGGCCCCAGGAACGUGAGGAUCUUGCUCCGCUUCCUGUGCUGCAUCGGCUUCGUCUUCAUGCUCUUCCUGGCGGCGCUAACGAUGUCCCUCCUGGUGGACUACCAGCAGGUUUUUCAUUAG
This is a messenger RNA of Prorocentrum cordatum, 1779 nucleotides long. The record is from the annotation of a GenBank genome assembly. Lineage: Eukaryota; Dinophyceae; Prorocentrales; Prorocentraceae.